CACUCCCGCACGCACCCCUCGAAAUCCGAAUCUUCCGCCCUACUCCCGUUCGGCCAGCACUAAUGCAGAGGACUGAAGAUGAAGGUGAUAGAACCGACCUUCGUCGUACUGAACUGAGCUUCGCCGGUGUGUCCCUGCUACGUGGGAGAAACAACAACGCAGAGAAAAGAGGGCUGAAAUCCUGUGUGGCACUGACUUUGAAAAACCGACGAAGGCUUGCUCCAACAACGAACGGCUUGCGCUGGUACAAGGUUGAACCCCUGUGUGGCGCAGAGAAGGAACGAGCGCAACCACCCCUCGCUUCUACGUGGAAACCAGUUUGAAGUUAUGGUGCGAAGUAGUUUGACAGAUCUUGGUGAAAGGGCUUUCGAAUUGCAAGUUCCUGUCCGUGAUCACUUCCCUACUCAAAUAUCACUAUGUUCAGAAUUGAAAGACGCUACAAAGUUGGUGAAAUCAGCUUUGUCUCCUCAGCAACUUGCUCAGUUUCGGAAUAUGCCGUGGGUCCAUCUUCUUGAUGUGCCAGACCUUCAGUUCUUUGCGCAAAUUGUCCAUAGCUUGUUGUUGAGGCUUGUGUGCAACCAGCCCAAAGAGGAACUAUGGUUUUAAUUUAUAUAAUGUUUGUACUUUGUAGCAUAAAAUUCUUAAAAAAGAGAUAGGCAACGACAAACAUUGAAGUGGAGAUAAAUACCUGCAAAAGCUGGACUGGAAAUCUUUACAAACGGUUUUGGUUCCUUUAAAUAUAAAAAAGAAGCAUUGGGUCUUUGCGGAAGUUUUGUUUGGGAGUAGACUGGUUAGAGUUUACGACUCGCUUAUGAUUUAUAGGACUCCAUUUUAUGCUAAGGAGUUGUGUGCGCGGCUGCCUUACCUAGUUCGUGCAAUGGGUUUGUGUGCGGAUGACAGUGAUUUGCAACCAUGGAAAGCAGAAGUUGCGGAUAUUGUGCCUCAACAAAAAGAAUCGUAUGAAAUUCAAUAUUAAUGUGGCGUGAUGGUCCAAUGUUAUAUUUUCAAUGUUGUACAAUGUUAGAUACUCAAUGUUGUACAAUAAUCUUCAACAAUUGGUUGCUAUAUUUUCAGCAUGUAUGACUUUUUGCAAAUAUUACAAUCAGAGUUGACCACUUAUUUAUGUGGAUAUUUUGUCUGUA
Cuscuta epithymum is the source of this 1142-nucleotide messenger RNA. The record is from the annotation of a GenBank genome assembly. NCBI's taxonomy places the organism in Eukaryota, Viridiplantae, Streptophyta, Magnoliopsida, Solanales, Convolvulaceae.